Molecule: messenger RNA, 1931 nt
Organism: Pundamilia nyererei
Lineage: Eukaryota; Metazoa; Chordata; Actinopteri; Cichliformes; Cichlidae
Product: vasodilator-stimulated phosphoprotein-like
Exons: 9
Coding region: 536-1135 (199 amino acids)
Biological process (GO): positive regulation of actin filament polymerization; neural tube closure; axon guidance
Molecular function (GO): profilin binding; SH3 domain binding
Source: RefSeq, a predicted model, not a curated record
UGGCCUAUGCCUUUUUUGACUCAAAUGAUCUGUAUUAGGUCAACAACCACCUCCAGAGGGGACACCACUACUUGUUAAAUACCUGCAAUUCUUUUGUUUGUCUUUUGUUUCUGGAACCCUGGGAUGGGAGGUGAAGCAUACUCAGAAACUUAAAGAAAUCAAGUUCCUUUCUUUUUCUAACCUCUUAAAACGACCACGAUUUGCACGACUAUGAACCUCCACACACAAUAUAAAGGAUGGAUUUUCAGUGAAAUAUAAACACAUGUAUUAUACCUGUUGAGGUUUUUAUACAAACAGCAGCACUUAGCUCUAAUUUAUCUGUCUAUCUUCGUCUAGACUCGAACGUCAGAAGCAGGAACAGCAAGAGAAAGAACGUCUGGAGCGAGAACGCCAGGCCACUGUAUCAGCACCUCCUGCCCCUCCUGCCCCACCAGCUACUUCACCUGCCCCACCAGCACCCCCACCACCUCCAGGUCCACCCCCACCUCCUUCUGGGGGAUGCCCACCUGCACCUCCACCACCUCCAUCUGGAGGUAUGGUUCCACCUGCACCUCCACCCCCACCGGUUGCAGGAGGCAGUGGAGGAGGUGGAGGUGGCAGUGGAAAUGAUCUGGCUGCAGCUCUAGCAGGAGCCAAAUUGCGCAAAACAGUAAAGGAUGAGGGAGGUUCAGCAGCCCCAGCCCCGAAACCACAGUCCUCAUCUGGUGGAAGUGGAGGAGGUGAUCUAAUGGGAGAAAUGAGUGCCAUCCUUGCAAGAAGGCGAAAAGCUGCUGAUAAGCCAGCUGUAAAAAAGGAAGAAUCUCACAAUGAGGAUUCUGAGUCCUCUGUAUCGAAAUCCUCAGGUGUAGCGGAAAUCAAUCAAUCCAAGGAAAAAUCUGCCACCAUGCCAAGAGCCAAAUCCUUAACCACCAAUCAAAAAGACUCAAGCCCAAGUUCAAACUCUGCCACUACUCCAGUGUCCAGGAUGAAGGUGGUGAAGAAGAACUCAGAUGGUACAGGAAAUGAUAGUGAUAUGGAAAAAUUUAAACAGGAAAUCCUUGAAGAAAUAAAAAAGGAACUCUACAAAGUAAAGGACGAAAUUAUCACAGCUCUGAUGCAGGAGCUACAAAGGUCACAGCUCAAGGAUGAAGACUGAAGAACUGAUCAAAAGGGAAAAAAAUGGAUGCUUAUCUUGCAGUGCUCACAGUGCUUUACUUGGCGAAAUUAUUUUAUUUUACAUUGUUUAAUUUGUUUUCAUGCAAUGGACUUUAAGGUCUGAUCAGUCCUAAGACUAUGAACAUGAACACAUUUUCAAAUAAAAUAUUAUUAUCAUUAUUUUUCCCCGAUGUCUUGCUUAGUUAUGGAAAUCAGAAUUGAAUUCCAAUUAUUUUCUAGGAGUUGUAAAUUUUAGUGUUUCAUGUAAUAUUCAUCAACAGACAUAUGAAUGACAUGCCCAGGCAUUUUUAUCAGUGGCAGGUAACAGUAAUCUGCUCAGACAGGUUGUUGACACUUUUACCAUCAAACAAUUUCAAGUCCUUGCAAAAUUAGUAGUGCACACUACUGGUUUUGUAGCUCCAAGGAUAUACAUUUCAGCACAUGUUAACUUACAUUCUUGAAAAUGGGUUAGAAAUUUGACUUUUUAAUAGAAUAGAAUAGAAUAGAAUAGAAUAGAAUAGAAUAGAAUAGAAAAGAAUAGAACUUUGGGGAGUUCCAUUCCAGGAAAUUCCAGCAGCUGUUGUUGAAUGUCUAAAAUUACACAACAUUGCGCAAGUGAAGUUAUUUACAUGUAUGUACAUUUCAGGGUAUACCAGGAAAAACUCCAUAUGACCCCACGUAGAACUAUGAUACCUUUCAGAUGUGAAAACAUUAUUUUUGAUAUUCUUCCAUUGUCAUCUGAUAAAGUACUCUUUAAAAAAUAAAGCUUAUCUUGUUAAAAAAUAAUAAAAAUUGUG